AAGUGCGGUUGUGUCGCAGUGGCCAAGCAAGCGUGGUUUUAUGCUACAAAUCCCGAAACUCUAGAAGUAAUGCGGAAUCUUGAUAUUAUGUUUGGUUAACCACUAUCAAGAAUAUAAAAUAGUCUCCCCGCAAAAAUAAAACCAAAAAAAAAAAAAAAUAAAUAAAUAAAAGAAAACAAAAACAAUAACAAAAAAGAUAAACGAGAAAAGCCACCACAAAACUAUAUGUGCUAAAGUUGUUUUUGGAGGAAAAGAAAAAAGGAUAAACACACAAAAAAAAAAAUGAAAAUUCUAUUAGCUUUUACUCGAGUGUAGUGUCAUCCCAAGAAGAAAGUGAAAUUGAAAGAAAUAUUACCCUCACGUUAGGUAAAAUCAAACGCGUAUUAAACAUAGUCGCCAGGAAUUUAUUUGCGUUUGUGAAUAUUUAAAAUUUAACGGCUAUCAUUGUGGCCUAUUGACAUAUUGCAGUUGUAUGCUUCGAUUGCCACAAAGACGCGCAUACUCGGUGCUGUGUGGCAAGGAAUUGUGAAUGAAAACAGCGAGAUAAACUUAAUUUAUUUCUUGGCUGUGCUGCAAACAUCUAAGGAUUUAACAUUUGACUUCAGUCGUGGUUUUGCCAUUUAAAUCAGACAACUGCCAACAAGCAACACAAACAACAUAAAAAACAUGCAUUCAACGUGGCUGUGGUUUGAAAACACCUCAAAAAUAGCUUUAAUCACAAUUGCACUUGCAUUGAUGGUAGCACACGCUACAAGCUCCGUUCCAAAUGUAGAUACAUCCGCGACAACAUCGACAACUACAACAGCGAAGACAUCAUCGCAUGUGAAUUCGCUGGCCGACGAUAUAGAGCAUGAGGAAUUCAUUGAUACCGAUUCGCAGCAGCCACAUUCGCGUAGAAAACGCUUGAUAUGGAUUACGGAUGAUGGACGUCUGGCAUUGCCGCCAGGCACCUCAUUGACAUUUACACCAACCAUUGCCAUGCCAUUGGUGCGACACCCCCCGGAGGGGUUUUUUUCAAAUCUUACCAUAAGUUUUCCCGUCACAAUUGAUUUUGAUAAAUUGGGUUUAACCGAUAAUCAAAAUCCUUUGGGUGAUUUGCCACCCAUAUUUGCCCGCUCUUUUGGCCAUUCGGCUGGUGAAAUGUUAGGUGGUUACAUGACCAAACUAUUGCAUUUCAAACGAAAACGAGAUCUAAGUGAACAGAACAAGCUGCCUAUAACCUCGACAGAUGGGCAUUUUAAUAUCAAGGAACAACAAACAAAUCGUGUUGAUGAUGAUGAUGAUGAUGACGAAGAGUUGCCACAACUGCCUGAACGAUUUAAGCACAUUUUCCAUGGAGGAGAAAGAGUAAUUUUGUAUGGUGUGGUGGAGGACUUUUUGGCCACAUUCGGCAUGAAUGGAAAAGCCUGUCUGCUGCGUACAAUAUGCGAAGUUCACUCAAGAACCGUGGAUCAUUAUGGAGUUUUUGGCGAGAUGGCUAAGUUGUUUUUAACAGUGACAAGAUCGCCAUUCUCCGAUUUGAUUCCGGAAUAUGUCAAAGCUCAAGAAAUUGGUGAGGGUCGAACGGCUCCUGGCGAAUGUUUUCCCUAUUACAAAGAUUGUCCACGCAGUGUAUUCAAGGCAAUGCAGAAACAAAGAUACAGAGAAUCUCAGCGUGGUGAAUAUCACGAACAAGAAGCUGAAGAAAUUUCCAAACCGUUGUUACCUAACCAUAUGGCAGCUGCCGAAAUAUUGGAUCAACAAAUAUUGGAGAAUGAAGUAAAUCCUGAAAAUAUUGACAUCAAACGGAAAAUUUUGAAUACCAAAAGAUCGAAUAGUUUGUACUCGAUGUAAAAACUUUAAAGGGCCCAGCACCGAAAAUGGCAAAACGAAUAUGUUGAGAAUGGGAUCAUUUCUGAUUUGAAUUUAUUUAUUU
Molecule: messenger RNA, 1915 nt
Organism: Stomoxys calcitrans (stable fly)
Lineage: Eukaryota; Metazoa; Arthropoda; Insecta; Diptera; Muscidae
Exons: 6
Coding region: 667-1833 (388 amino acids)
Source: RefSeq, a predicted model, not a curated record